Molecule: messenger RNA, 1694 nt
Organism: Branchiostoma floridae (Florida lancelet)
Lineage: Eukaryota; Metazoa; Chordata; Leptocardii; Amphioxiformes; Branchiostomatidae
Product: caspase-2-like
Exons: 9
Coding region: 1-1320 (439 amino acids)
Biological process (GO): signal transduction; proteolysis
Molecular function (GO): protein binding; cysteine-type endopeptidase activity
Source: RefSeq, a predicted model, not a curated record
AUGUCACAACCAAAACGAUCCAGGCAACAGCUGUUCGGCCAGAGUGCCAGAGGAACAACCAAAACUGAUGUGUCCGUACAUUUCGACACAGUCGUUAAAGAAGCCAGUCACAACUGGGACGGUUUGGCAAAGGAACUCGGCUUCAACCGGAACGAAAUAAGAAACAUAAAAAGCGACGUACCUGACCAAGAUCGCAGGUGCAGGGAGGUACUCUGGAAGUGGAAAAACAAGUACGGAAGAGAAGCUACUUUACAAGUUUUGCAGGAGGCCCUCGUCAACAUAGAGGAGGGAGACACAGCUCAAGCGUUGGAAGAAGGUGCCGGACCAAGCAACGCAGUCCAGGAAGAAGGGCCCAGAGGAGGAUCGACAUUAGAUGACCCGAAACCACAUCACCAGGACAGCGCUGGACCUGGGGCUGGAGGAAACUGGGAAGCUUCAGCUGACGAGGACGACGGCAAAAUCAACGUGAUGGUUAAAACAUGCGAUGAGGAAUUCUGGGACAAAAUCAUGAAUGAGAAAGACCCUUACAGAAUGGACAGCAAGCCACGCGGUUACGCCUUGAUUCUCAACAAUAAGAACUUCACAAGUCUGCCUUAUCGAGGAGGUUCUGCCGUCGAUCUGAGCAACAUCACAUCUCUCUUUCAGGGGCUGUCAUUUGAAACACACGUCCUGGAAGACAAGAAAGCUCAGGAAAUAAAAGGUGAAGUCCUCGCAUUUUCUCAGCGAAAAGAACACAGACAGAAGGACUGCUGUGUCGUGGUGCUGAUGUCACAUGGAGAGGAAGGCGUCAUCUUCGGAAGCGACGACGUGCCCGUGCAGCUGGACGACAUCUUCAGCAUGUUUGACAACAAGAACUGCCCUCGUCUGAAGGGGAAACCAAAGCUGUUCUUUAUUCAAGCUUGUCGUGGACUAAAGGUUGACAAAGGUGUGCCUGUAGACGAAGCGGACGGCCCAGGACCUGACGUUAAGGUCAACCUUAAGAGCGAGAUGAGAAGCUUCCUACAUCUCCCGGAGGAUGAGAGUGAUGGGCCAGAGGUUCAGCCGACCAGAACUGAAAUGCUCUGUGGAUACGCCACACAACUAGGGUAUAAGUCCUUCCGGAACAUUGAGAAUGGCAGCUGGUUCAUCCAGGCCAUCACCAAGGUCUUCAUGGAGCACGCCAAGGACAAGAGUGUGACCGAGAUGAUGCCAAAAGUGAUCAAUGACGUGUCCAAACGAACCGCAUCGUGCCCAGGUUAUCCACACCACGGAGGCAAGGAAGAGGCGGAGUUUCUGUACAAGCUGCACAAGCCUCUCUACUUCUUUCCUGGUGUGGAGUAGAUGGCAGCAACAAAGAUUUUACGACGUUUUAUAAAGAACUUGAAUUCUAUAUUUUGAUUUUAGAUUAGAGGAGCGAUUUUAAGCAAAAAAUGUGAUAUAACCUCAUGAAGUAUGCCAAAAUUAGUGCCUGAGUGAACAUAGACCACUCUUUGAAAAGCAUUAGCAUGAACAGUGCUUGAUAUAGAUUGAUUUCCAAGACUACCGUGCCUUAUGGUGAUGAGAUUUUUAAAUCCAUGGCCAUGGCUUUCCGUUACUACCUACCCGUGGAACCUGGUAGAGACUCAUUCGGUAGCGAUAUGGCUGUCAAACAGGUUCAUCAAAAUCCCAAACUAUGAGACUACCAAAGCCCAGAAGAAAUGCUCAAAAGAAAAGUU